AUGGCCAUUUACCUCGGCCUGAUCUUACACCUCCUCCUCCUCCUUAACCCUAGAAGCCUUGGAGCACCUCACCAGGAGCCUCUAGUCCAACUCUACCACCGUAAUGACACAUCCAUAUCCGUAGAGCUCUUCGCAAAGCUCGAGGAACUCGCCCGCAUAGUCGAUAUAUCCUACUGUGUUGGUACAGCCGGCCUAGGCAUCCAGAAACCCUUUCAGUGUGUCAGCCGCUGUGGGGAGUUCCAGAACUUCGAGCUUGUGACUACGUGGAAUACAGGCCCUCUACUCUCUGACUCGUGUGGCUACAUAGCAGUAUCACACCCUCCGUCGCCUCCACGUAUCGUUCUAGCUUUCCGUGGCACCUACUCGAUUGCGAAUACUAUCAUCGACCUGUCCACCGUUCCUCAGGAAUACGUCCCUUACCCAGGGGACGACGAUGACGAUUCAAGUUUUUCAGACUUGAUAAAUCCGAGCAUCGUAGACCAGAAACCGUUUGAAGACAUGCCCCCACCUGCACACCCUCCAAAAUGCGAAAAUUGUUCGGUGCACACUGGCUUCUACACCUCGUGGCUGCAUACUCGCAAAGCCAUCCUUUCUGACUUGACAGAGGCUAUCGGCAAGUACCCGAACUAUACACUGACAUUGGUUGGACACUCGCUCGGCGGAGCUGUUGCCGCGCUGGCUGGCCUUGACUUCAUCAAUCGGGGCUGGGAUCCUCGAGUUACUACAUUCGGAGAACCACGAGUAGGGAACAAGGAGCUAAUGACCUACAUCAACGACCGGUUCAACAUCACCCCCAACAGUACAACCAACAAAUUUCACCGCGUAACCCAUGUUAGCGAUCCUGUCCCCCUCCUCCCGCUCGCUGAAUGGGGCUAUAGUAUGCAUAGCGAGGAAAUAUUCAUCGCCGCACAAGACCUGCCUCCCUCUAUCGCUGACAUCCGCUAUUGUAAAGGAAAUGAAGAUCCGCGAUGCAUUGCCGGUACCGACGCUGACCGACCGUCCUGGGGUAUUCCUGCUCGAUUCAAGUUCUGGGAGCUCUUCUUUGCCCACAGAGACUAUUUCUGGAGACUAGGUCUGUGCGUUCCCGGUGGUGAUCCUAAAGAUUGGUAUAGGAAAUAUCCAAAGCCUGGAAACGGAGAUGGAGAGGGGGGGAAUGUCAUUGAAGAAGUUAACGAACUCUGA
Messenger RNA from Lindgomyces ingoldianus, 1182 nucleotides. RefSeq names its product lipase precursor. Gene Ontology annotation, biological process: lipid metabolic process. The transcript has 2 exons. Lineage: Eukaryota; Fungi; Ascomycota; Dothideomycetes; Pleosporales; Lindgomycetaceae. The record is from RefSeq and is a predicted model, not a curated record. The coding region runs from base 1 to 1182 and encodes 393 amino acids.